AACUUGUAAUAAUAAUCAAAAUUCAAGAAGAUACCCCUUCACUUCACUUUUCAAACGGCAAAAACAAAAUACACUGUUUCUCUUUUCGCUCAGAAAGUUUUCAGAGUUCUUCGUUUUUUAUCUUUCUUCUUCUUUCAGAUUUCACAUUUCAGAAGCCAAUGGAAUUGAACGAUCAAAGCACUCAAAUUCAAAUCCUCGCUGAAAAGUUUCACCGUUUUGUUCUCGAUUGCGAACUCAAGCAAUCCCCAAACGCUCGCCCUUCAGAUGAUAAUAACGAAGCAAAGAAAAUAAAUGAAAACACCGAUUCCAUGGAUGAAAACAGUAUAUCCAAUGGAGGAAUCCAUGAGAAUUCUCCAGAUCCGGGUCACACCCUUCCGAUUUUGAAGAAAAUCCUUGAUCUCAGUACCAAAAUUCAGGAUUUGAAGAAGCAACACGUUGCCUUAUCUGAUCAUGUGAAACUCACAACUGAUUCUUUUCCUAGCCUUGAUGUUUUGAACUCUAUUCAGCUUCUAGGUUCUGAAUACGAACUCUUGAAAAAAAAGUACCUCCAGGAAUCCUCUGAGCGCAGACGGCUUUACAAUGAAGUUAUUGAACUCAAGGGUAAUAUUAGGGUUUUCUGCAGAUGCAGGCCUUUAAGUGAAAGUGAAACUGCAAAUGGGUUUGCAUCUGUUGUCAAUUUUGAAUCAUCUUCUGAAAAUGAGCUUCAAGUCGUUUGCUCAGAUUCUUCCAAGAAGCAGUUUAAAUUUGAUCAUGUAUUUAGGCCUGGAGAUAACCAAGAGGCUGUUUUUUCUCAAACUAAACCUAUUGCUACUUCAGUAUUGGAUGGUUUUAAUGUCUGCAUAUUUGCCUACGGGCAAACUGGAACCGGUAAAACAUUUACAAUGGAGGGAACGCCGGAAGAGAGAGGAGUUAACUAUAGAACGCUGGAAGAAUUAUUUAGGAUAUCUGAAGAGAGAAAGGGUGUAAUGAAGUAUGAGUUGCAUGUUAGCAUGUUGGAGGUUUAUAAUGAGAAGAUAAGAGAUCUUCUAGUGGAAAAUUCUGCCCAACCUACUAAGAAAUUGGAGAUAAAGCAAGCUGCAGAAGGAACACAAGAAGUCCCAGGACUUGUUGAAGCUUGUGUUCAUGGAACAGAAGAUGUGUGGGAAUUGCUCAAGACUGGAAACAGAGUCAGAUCUGUUGGAUCCACAUCUGCUAAUGAGCUUAGCAGCCGUUCUCAUUGCUUGUUGCGAGUAACUGUGAUCGGGGAGAGUUUAAUCAAUGGCCAGAAAACAAGGAGUCACCUUUGGCUAGUAGACUUAGCAGGUAGUGAGCGUGUGGGAAAAACUGAAGCUGAGGGAGAAAGACUGAAGGAAUCUCAAUUCAUAAACAAGUCUCUUUCGGCACUUGGUGAUGUUAUUUCUGCCCUUGCUUCCAAAGCAUCCCACAUCCCUUACAGGAACUCAAAGCUCACUCAUAUACUGCAGAGCUCUUUAGGUGGAGAUUGUAAAACGUUAAUGUUUGUCCAGGUAAGUCCAAGUUCAGCGGACUUAGGAGAGACACUUUGUUCAUUGAAUUUUGCCUCCCGUGUCCGUGGAAUUGAGAGUGGCCCAGCUCGCAAACAAGUAGACCUCAGUGAGCUGUUUAAGUACAAGCAAAUGGCAGAAAAGGUCAAACAAGAAGAGAAGGAAACAAAGAAAUUGCAGGAUAGCCUGCAAACCUUGCAACUUAGACUAUCUGCGAAAGAGUAUCAUUGUAAAAGCCUUCAGGAAAAGGUACGGGACCUUGAGAACCAAAUAGCAGAAGAAAGAAAAACUAGACUAAAGCAAGAAAGUAGAUCUCUUGCUGCUGUUUCAGCUCAACCUCCAACGUUUAAACACACAGCAGCUCAAAAAACCAUGGCAGAUAAGAAGCCACCACUGAAUCCUUCGAAACUGAGAAUGCCCCUUAGAAGGAUAACCAAUAACUUGCCUCCCCAAUCUCCUAUAACAUCAAAGAGAUACACACAUCAAAUGAAUGGUAAGGAAAAUUCUGCUAGAAGGAGUUCAAUGACAACAAACAUAGAAGGCUUUGCAAGACCAAGAAGUAGGGUAUCCAUUGCCAUGAGACCACCUGUACAAGUACAGUCAACUGCGCAGCUCCUUCAGCCAAGGAGGAGAGUCUCCAUUGCUACAUUGCGACCUGAUCCAACAUCUGAAAUGACAACUCCACUCCGUACUUCAGUGAUGAGGAACCAAAGAAGGGGCCGGUAUUCAAAUUUGUUUGCUCCAUUGCCAGAGAUGAGAACAACUUCAAUUGAAACAACUCCAAAUUCUAUCAGGAGCAGCAGCAAGUUUAUGGGCAGUCCAGUACAUGCACAGGCAGGUGGUUCACGGAUGGGUAGACACCCGACUGCUGUUGCGCUGCAACGAAGAUCUUUUAUCUGGAGUCCUCUCAAGCUGAGAGAAAUGAAAAACAGCCGAAAGUCAUUACUCUUGCCAUCUAAAUUGCAAUAGGACCUUCCUUGUUUUCUCAAUGCGUACAUAUAUUUUGUUCAAUUCACAUUCAAUUAAGUCUAUAGAUACUUGAUUAUGAAGUUUAAUCUCUUGUUAUGAUUGUUGGUUCAAUUUCUGAAUCUGUCACAUCUUAUUAUUUCACUAUUUCAACAUCUGAAUUGCAUUUA
Molecule: messenger RNA, 2638 nt
Organism: Cicer arietinum (chickpea)
Lineage: Eukaryota; Viridiplantae; Streptophyta; Magnoliopsida; Fabales; Fabaceae
Product: kinesin-like protein KIN-14S
Biological process (GO): microtubule-based movement
Cellular component (GO): microtubule cytoskeleton
Molecular function (GO): ATP binding; microtubule motor activity; microtubule binding
Source: RefSeq, a predicted model, not a curated record